This is a messenger RNA of Juglans microcarpa x Juglans regia, 1457 nucleotides long. Its product is annotated as MDIS1-interacting receptor like kinase 2-like. The record is from RefSeq and is a predicted model, not a curated record. The coding region runs from base 33 to 1259 and encodes 408 amino acids. Gene Ontology annotation, molecular function: ATP binding; protein kinase activity. Lineage: Eukaryota; Viridiplantae; Streptophyta; Magnoliopsida; Fagales; Juglandaceae. The transcript is spliced from 2 exons. Gene Ontology annotation, biological process: protein phosphorylation.
UUUCUGGUUUCAUUCCGAAAGCAUUCGAAGAAAUGCAUUGGUUGUUGUAUGCCGACAUAUCCUACAAUGAGUUGCAGGGUCCGAUUCCCAAUAGCAACGCAUUUAUAAAUGCUUCUGUAGAAGCAUUACAAGGGAACAAGGGAUUGUGUGGUAAUGUUCUAGGACUACAUCCUUGCAAUGUUUCCAUGAUAUACAAACAUAGCUCAAAAAGGGGACACAAAGUCGUGUUUCUUCUCGUUUUCCCACUUUUAGGAGUAGUUACUGUUCUACUUUCUAUCUUUGGGUUUUUUCUCUUUAUGCAAAGAAGAAAGACGGAUCUAGAAUCCAAACAAAGCAAGACCGAGGGCCAAGUACUGUCUCUUUCAAUAUUACAUUUCAAUGGAAGAACAUUGUAUGAUGAAAUCAUAAAAGUGACCAAUGGUUUUGAUGCUCUAUAUUGCAUUGGGAAAGGAGGACAUGGAACUGUCUAUAAAGCAGAGCUAACUUCAGGUGAUAUCUUAGCCGUGAAGAAAUUCAAUCAACCACUGCAUGAUGCUAGUGAGAACAGAUUUCAAAAGGAGUUCUUGAAUGAGAUAAGGGCAUUGAUAGACAUACGCCAUCGAAACAUUGUUAAACUUUAUGGUUUUUGUUCUCAUGUGCAACAUUCCUUUUUGGUUUGUCAAUAUCUAGAAAGGGGUAGCUUGUCCCUAAUCUUGGGCAACGAAGAUGCUGCUAAAGUAUUGGGUUGGAGUAAGAGAUUGAAUAUUGUUAAAGGUGUGGCAAAUGCCUUGUCUUACAUGCACAAUGAUUGCUCCCCUCCGAUUAUUCAUCGUGACAUAUCAAGCAGCAACAUCUUGCUGGAUUCUCAAUUUGAGGCUCAUGUUUCAGACUUUGGGACUGCUAGGCUUGUGGAGGUAGACUCAUCCAAUUGGACUUCCCCUGCAGGCACUUAUGGAUAUAUUGCACCAGAGCUUGCUUAUACAAUGAAGGUAACUGAAAAAUCUGAUGUGUAUAGCUUUGGGGUAUUGGCAAUCGAAGUCAUUAGAGGAAAGCAUCCAGGUGAUUUCAUCUCCUCACUAUCAUCGCCGUUAGCUAUGGAGAACAUACAAGUGAAAGAUGUGUUGGACCAACGCCUUCCAUUUCCAACAGUUCAAGUUGAGAAUGAACUAAUAAUAGUCGUACAGCUUGCCAUGAAAUGCUUAAAUGUCUGUCCACAAUCAAGGCCGACAAUGCACAUGAUUUCUAAAGUGUUAUCGACCAAUAUUAAUGCACAUUCCUAGAGCCAUCCAGACAUGCAUUGCCAACUUGAAAGUCGAGAGUUGAAGAUUAUAGACUAUCUAGAUAAUAAUUAAUGAAAAUAAGUGCUAAAAUCAUGUGCUAGUCUAAGAUACUUAAUUAUUAGAGCAUUUUCUUUCCAUCCCAAGUAUUUAUGUGUAACUUUAGUUUUUAGUUGUAUGAGUGUUAAGGUAUCUUUUUUU